ACGAUUUCCUUCAUUAGUGUGGUUCUGAGCUUGUGGCACAUGUGGUCAUGUACUGAUGCGAAAGGGCCGUGUUUGUUUUCCUGAAUCAAAACUCGUAGUUUCUGACACUGAAAAUUCAACAGUUGUUUUUUAAUGAGUAUUGUCAUUUGACCCCUCAUCCUAAAAUGACGAGAAUAAUUGUAAAAAAUCUUCCUCCCUCGGUGUCAGCACAAAAACUAAAAGAAACUUUCAGUCAAAAAGGACAAGUUACAGAUGUUCAACUGAAAUAUGACAAAGAUGGGAAAUUUCGACAUUUUGGCUUUGUUGGCUUCAAGAAUGAUGAUGAAGCAGAUUCAGCCUUGAGUUAUUUUAACAACACAUUUGUAGGAUCCUGUAAAAUUCAGGUUGAAAGAUGUGUCAAUUUAGGAGAGAGUUCUAAAAUGAAAAAAGAAAAAAAAGCCCCGGAAGCUAUUUCUGCCCCACUUCUUACACAGAAAGUGAAUCCAGUAAAGGAGGACACAAAUAAAAUACCAGAAGAUCCAGAAUUUGCAGAAUUUCGGGAAAUACAUUCCCAUAACCAAAAGGACAAGAUAUGGGAUAAUGAUGGAAUAGAUGGUUCUGUGCAAAAACCUAUUUCAAAUGAAGAUGCCAGUGAUGCAAAAGAAGAAAACCUGAUUGAAACCAUUGCACACAAAAAAGAUCUCAGUGAUUUAGAGUAUCUCAAAUCCAAAGUUGUAGGUGGAGCAGAAAGCAGUGAUAAACCAGUAAAACUAUUUACAAAGAAAGAAAAAGCUCAUCAGGACUACAUGCACUUGAAAGUCAGGGGAUUUUCUUGUCAAGUAAAAAAAAAAGACAUCAAAGAGUUUUUUGCUCCUCUUAAAUUGGAUUCAAUCAGGCUACCUCCCAAAGUGAAAGGUGUUGCAUAUAUUGGUUUUUCCUCUGAGAAAGACAUGAAAAAAGCAUUGAACAAGCAUAGAAGUUUCUAUGCUGGCAACAGAAUAAGUGUUGUUAAAUCAGAGAAAAAAAUUAUUUUGGAUGAAGAACCAAAAAGUCAAACUAAAAAUGAAGCCUGGGAACGACAAGAAAACGAUAUGAAGAAGGAAGAAACUGUUGCCGAAUCUGGCAGAAUUUUUAUUCGUAAUUUGGCUUAUACAGCAACCGAAGAGGACAUAGAAGCUCUGUUUUCCCGAUAUGGGCCGCUAGCUGAAACCCAUCUUCCAAUUGACAAACACUCUCGGAAAAUCAAGGGAUUUGCUUUUGUGACUUACGUCAUUCCUGAACAUGCUGUCAGAGCUUAUACCGCUCUCGAUGGAACCGCGUUCCAAGGUCGAAUGUUACAUUUGAUUGCCGGCAAACCUAAAGCAACUGAUGACGAUGAUGCAGAUGGUGAAGGAACCAGUUACAAGAAGAAAAAAUUAAAAGAUCUCAAAAAUAAAGCUGCAUCAGCGCAUAACUGGAACACUUUAUUUCUGGGCACCAAUGCGGUAGCUACUUUGAUGGCUGAGCGUUAUUCGACAACCAAACAGCAGGUUUUAUUAGAAGGAGGAGACGGUCAGCAGCAGAGUGUGGCCGUACGGUUGGCUCUGGGUGAAACGCAACUUGUAGCGGAAACAAAACAGUUUCUUGUUGAUAAUGGAAUCCAUUUAGACGCAUUUCAAGACGCACCUAAACAACGAUCCAAAACAGUGAUGUUGGUAAAAAAUUUGGAUGCUCAAUCAAAUGUUGACGAGCUUCGCGAUCUUUUCAGCCCUUUCGGUGAAUUAGGUCGUGUUCUUUUACCACCACGUGGCGUAACUGCUAUUGUCGAAUUUCUUGAACCAACGGAAGCUAAAGCAGCUUUCCGUAAGUUGGCUUAUUCGAAAUUUCGUCACAUGCCUUUGUAUCUGGAAUGGGCUCCAAUGGAUGUUUUUCGAACGGCUGCUCAACGCGUUGAAUCUAAACCUUCUGAAAAUAAAACAAAAGUCAAAGAUGCAAGUGCAGUGGCUACUUUAGAAGAAAAUAAUCCAAUUCCUUCUGAUAAAGUUGAAGAACAACCUGAACAGGAUACCACAGUCUUUGUUAAAAAUGUUAACUUUGCGACUACCGAUCAAUCGAUGCGUAAGCAUUUCGAGUCUUGCGGACCCAUUUUUUCCGCAACUGUGGCUCGGAAAAAAGACCCGAAAAAUCCUGGCCAGUUUUUAUCGAUGGGUUAUGGAUUUGUUCAGUUUUUGUCAAAAAAAGCUACAGUUACAGCUUUAAAAGAAUUGCAAAACUCAACGUUGGAUGGUCAUACAAUUGAACUGAAGCGUUCAAAUCGAACUGAAAAUAAGGAAGAAACGAUAAUUACUGCGAGAAAAACUUUGUCGACAACUAAAGAACCGAUAUCUAGUAAAUUACUUGUUAGGAAUAUUCCGUUUGAAGCCACGACCAAGGAAGUGACUGAACUCUUCAAGCCAUUCGGUGAACUAAAGGCAGUUCGUUUGCCAAAAAAAAUGGCUGGAAAUCAAUCACAUCGUGGUUUUGCAUUUAUAGAUUUCAUCACAAAGCAAGAUGCUAAAAGAGCAUUUGAAAGUUUAUCAGCAAGUACUCAUUUGUAUGGACGACGUUUGGUGUUGGAGUGGGCGGCUAGCGAAGAUACGGUAGAAGAUGUUCGAAGAAGAACAACUUCCCAUUAUACUGAAGGACCACCUACAAAACGCAACAAGAAAUUGGAAUUACCUGCAAACGGAAUAGAAUCUGAUUAGUUGUAUGGUAGAAAACGGAGAUGCCGUGUUCCAGAAAACGACAGUAAAUAAAUAUUUCGCCAAUU
Messenger RNA from Daphnia pulicaria, 2767 nucleotides. Its product is annotated as probable RNA-binding protein 19. Gene Ontology annotation, molecular function: mRNA binding. The transcript is spliced from 14 exons. NCBI's taxonomy places the organism in Eukaryota, Metazoa, Arthropoda, Branchiopoda, Diplostraca, Daphniidae. Gene Ontology annotation, cellular component: cytoplasm; nucleus. Bases 165 to 2702 code for a protein of 845 amino acids. The record is from RefSeq and is a predicted model, not a curated record.